Messenger RNA from Ramularia collo-cygni, 1161 nucleotides. RefSeq lists its product as uncharacterized. The record is from RefSeq and is a predicted model, not a curated record. NCBI's taxonomy places the organism in Eukaryota, Fungi, Ascomycota, Dothideomycetes, Mycosphaerellales, Mycosphaerellaceae. The transcript has a single exon. The coding region runs from base 1 to 1161 and encodes 386 amino acids.
AUGUCUACCGUUUCCAACGACGAUGUCAUCACCGUCGCCAAUCAGUUACUCGAUCCCCUUGACCUCGAAGCAACAUCCUACCAUACUCUCCAGCAACUCUGGUCGGGAUACGGGACCAUAGCAAGAUUGCAAACCGUGUCGAAAACAUCGCCAAUAUCAUCCGCACUGAUCCUCAAACAUGUUACGCCUCCAUCAGAUGCAGGCAAAGACGAGGGUCAUCUACGCAAACUUAUCUCCUAUCAAGUCGAGCAGUACUUCUACACGACACUAGCACCCUUGAUGCCAAAGUCGAUUGGUGUUGCAAUUUGUCUUACAUCGCAGUGGAGCGAUGCCGGUGGCAUGGCCAUGGUCUUGAGUGAUCUUCGUAAUCAAUACCCGGUUCCCGGUGAGAAGCGCGGGAACCUGGAUCAGAGCCAGGUGUACGCUGCUCUGCAAUGGCUGGGCACAUUCCAUGGAUUCUGGUGGCGGCGUACCAAGGAUAUUAAAGCAAAAGGUCUGCGACUGCCUCCUCUUGAAGAGGCCGACUGCUCGCCUUCUCGCAAAGAUGGCGUGUGGAGGAAUGGCGGGUAUACGUACCUGGCAACCCGUCGAACAGAGUAUGCCACUUUGAAGAACGACAAGACUUCAGAAUGGUCUGAAAAGCUGUGCGCACCCGCUCUGGAGCGAAAGAGCAGCAUUGCGGAACUCGUGGCAGAUGUGCUCUCUCCCUCAACUUCGCACUCAUCGGUUGCAGCGUAUGAAACUUUGAUCCACGGGGAUGUAAAGUCUGAGAACCUCUUUGCAAACUCCAUGGGCUCAAAGGUUGCAUUCUUCGACUUCCAGUACGUUGGGCUUGGAUUGGGAGUGUGUGAUCUGGCAAAGCUCUUCACUUGCUCUGUUCCAUCUGAGCUACUGGGUGCGAAUGACGGAGACAUGUCUGAGAGUGAGAGAGUGCUCUUAGAUUACUACAUGCGAUUCCUCGAGGAAACUUCUGGAAAGACCUAUCCGUGGGCGUUGCUCGAGAUGCACUGGAAAACCGCUCUCGUCGACUGGUUGAGGUUUCAAGCCAGUUGGGGCUUUUGGGGCAACACAGCCUGGCUCGAAAGCCGGGUGCGGCACAUCUUGGAAGAUGCAGAAUGGAAUGCAUGGUUGCUCAAGGAAGCAGACGCAGCGAAGAAUUAG